This is a messenger RNA of Choloepus didactylus (southern two-toed sloth), 6865 nucleotides long. It is a transcript of the gene RAPGEF1, whose product is annotated as Rap guanine nucleotide exchange factor 1. Gene Ontology annotation, cellular component: plasma membrane. The transcript is spliced from 27 exons. Lineage: Eukaryota; Metazoa; Chordata; Mammalia; Pilosa; Megalonychidae. The record is from RefSeq and is a predicted model, not a curated record. Gene Ontology annotation, molecular function: guanyl-nucleotide exchange factor activity. Bases 187 to 3996 code for a protein of 1269 amino acids. Gene Ontology annotation, biological process: positive regulation of GTPase activity; Ras protein signal transduction.
GGCGGCGGGAGAGGAGGCGGAGCGGCGGCGGCCCCAGCCGGGCUGGAGCGCGCGGUCGCCGAGCGCACAGGCCGCGGCCGCGCGGAGCCCGCCAUGCCGGCGCGGGUCUGAGGCGCGGCGAGCCAGGGCCGAGGCGAGCGGCGGCCGUGCCGGCCUGUCGCCCCGCAGCGGCCCGGCCCGGGCCCGAUGAGCGGCGGCCUCGGCCUCCGGCGCAGCCCGGAAAUGUCUGGCAAGAUCGAGAAAGCAGACUCUCAGCGUUCUCAUCUCUCCUCCUUCACCAUGAAGCUGAUGGACAAAUUCCACUCACCCAAAAUCAAGAGAACACCAUCAAAGAAGGGAAAACCAGCUGAGGUGUCUGUGAAAAUUCCAGAGAAGCCCGUGAACAAAGAGGCAACAGACAGAUUUCUACCAGAGAGCUACCCUAUCCCCUUGGAUCUGGAGCAGCAGGCAGUAGAAUUUAUGUCCACCAGUGCUGUGGCUUCCAGGUCUCAAAGGCAGAAGAAUCUGAGCUGGCUGGAAGAGAAAGAAAAGGAAGUUGUCAGUGCCUUGCGCUACUUUAAGACCAUUGUGGACAAAAUGGCUAUUGAUAAGAAGGUACUGGAGAUGCUUCCAGGGUCAGCUAGCAAGGUGCUGGAGGCCAUCUUACCCCUGGUGCAGAGCGAUCCUCGAAUUCAACACAGCUCAGCCCUUUCCUCCUGCUAUAGCCGAGUAUACCAAAGUCUCGCCAACCUCAUUCGUUGGUCUGACCAAGUGAUGCUAGAAGGUGUGAACUCAGAAGAUAAAGAGAUGGUGACCACUGUGAAGGGAGUCAUCAAAGCUGUGCUGGAUGGAGUAAAGGAGCUGGUCAGACUUACCAUUGAAAAGCAGGGACAUCCAUCUCCAACAAGCCCAGUGAAACCCAGUUCCCCAGCCUGCAAAUCCGAUGGCCAGUCUGAGCUGCCCUUGACAGAUCGAGAGAGGGAGAUUCUAAACAAGACAACUAGUAUGUCACAAUCAACUGAGCUACUCCCAGACUCCACCGAUGAAGAGGUUGCGCCUCCCAAGCCCCCUUUACCUGGCAUCCGGGUGGUUGAUAAUAGUCCUCCACCAGCAUUGCCACCCAAGAAAAGACAGUCAGCUCCAUCCCCAACCCGAGUGGCUGUAGUGGCCCCCAUGAGUCGAGCCACCAGUGGCUCCAGUUUGCCAGUUGGAAUUAAUAGACAGGAUUUUGAUGUUGACUGUUAUGCACAGAGGCGACUAUCAGGAGGCAGCCACUCAUACGGUGGAGAGUCCCCCCGCCUUUCCCCCUGCAGCAGCAUAGGCAAGCUCAGCAAAUCCGACGAGCAGCUGUCCUCUCUGGACAGGGACAGUGGGCAGUGCUCCCGGAACACAAGCUGUGAAACACUAGAUCACUAUGAUCCUGACUAUGAAUUCCUCCAGCAAGACCUCUCUAACGCAGACCAGAUACCUCAGCAAGUGGCCUGUAACCUUAGCCCAUUGCCGGAGUCCUUGGGGGAAUCUGGGUCUCCAUUUCUUGGCCAUCCAUUUCAGCUGCCUCUUGGCAGCUGUCCCCAACCAGAGGGUCCCUUAGCCCUGGGGCAGCAGACAGACAUGCCUCCUGCUCUCCCUGAGAAGAAGCGCAGGAGUGCAGCCUCCCAGACCACGGACAGCUCUGGCUGCAGGGUGUCCUACGAGCGGCACCCCUCACAGUAUGACAACAUCUCCGAGGACGACUUGCAGAACCCAGCCUCCCUUCACUCCGUCCCCUUCACACCCUUUGCUGCCGUUCUCCCCUUUCAGCAAGGAGGCUCCUCAGCCCCUCUUGAAUUUGUGGGUAACUUCACUGUUCCUGAAUCAACAGGCGACACAGAAAAACCACCUCCUCUACCAGAGAAGAAAAACAAACACAUGCUGGCCUACAUGCAACUGCUUGAGGACUACUCCGAGCCCCAGCCCUCCAUGUUCUACCAGACGCCGCAGAACGAGCACAUCUACCAGCAGAAGAACAAGCACCUCAUGGAGGUGUACGGCUUCAAUGACUCCUUCAGCAGUGGGGACUCUUUGCAGGAGCUGGCCCCACCCCCUGCACUCCCCCCCAAGCAGCGGCAGCUGCAGGCCUCCUAUGCUGCUUCUUCCUUCUCCUCUGUCUCCUACUGUGUCCAGCAAACUAAAGUGGCCUUCACCCCCGAGGACAGCAGUGUCACUCAGGGCAUCAGUGUAUCCGUCUCUAAUUCCUUUCUCAGUCGGCACGGCAAUUUACCUGUGCCCUCGUACAAAUCUGUGUUUAGGUCCUACUCCCAGGAUUUCGUGCCUCACAACCAAGCUUCCGUUCAACCUUUCCUUCCGUCUACCUCCUCUUCCUCUCCACAUUUCCCACCUGUCCACCAGUCUCAGAGCUCUGACUUAGUGGUGCCAACUGUAGCCAGUCUGCCUUCCAGCACCGUGGACGGGCCUCUUUCAUCUUCUCAGGAGAGCACCUUUCAUGGGAACACUGUCUGCCUUCCUUCCGAAACCUCUUUCACUGACUCGCUGCAGACGCCUUCGAGUGAAAACGGCAGUGAGGAAGCUGGUGAGGGUGAAUAUGUCAAUCUGUAUUCCUCUGGCCAGAGCAGCGAGGAGCUCCCUCACUCUCUAGGAGAAUCACCAGCUGUGAAAGAUGGACAUCCCAAAGAUUCCUCACCAAUUGGCAGUGCACCUGGGAAGGAAAACAGAGACAGUAGUGAAAGGAUGCCAAAGUCACCAGAUGCUCUGGAGUCAGCUCAGUCAGAGGAAGAAGUAGACGAGCUGUCCCUGAUUGACCACAAUGAAAUUAUGGCCAGGUUAACACUUAAGCAGGAGGGUGAUGAUGGGCCAGAUGUCCGAGGAGGAUCUGGAGAUAUCUUACUGGUCCAUGCUACUGAGACAGACAGGAAAGAUUUGGUUUUGUACUGUGAAGCCUUCUUGACAACUUACAGAACUUUCAUCACCCCCGAGGAGCUCAUCAAGAAACUGCAGUACAGAUAUGAGAAGUUCUCUCCCUUUGCCGACACAUUCAAGAAGCGUGUCAGCAAGAACACAUUCUUCGUGCUGGUGCGAGUGGUAGACGAACUCUGCCUGGUAGAGUUAACAGAAGAGAUUUUGAAGCUGCUGAUGGAACUGGUCUUUCGCUUGGUGUGCAAUGGAGAGCUCAGCCUAGCCCGUGUGCUCCGGAAGAACAUCCUGGACAAAGUAGACCAGAAGAAGUUGCUCAGGUGUGCCAACUCCGACCAGCCCCUGGCGGCUAGGGGUGUAGCAGCCAGGCCAGGGACCUUGCAUGACUUUCAUAGCCAUGAAAUAGCAGAGCAGCUGACACUGCUAGAUGCUGAGCUCUUUUAUAAAAUAGAGAUUCCUGAGGUUUUGCUUUGGGCAAAAGAGCAAAACGAAGAGAAGAGUCCCAAUUUGACUCAGUUCACUGAGCACUUCAACAACAUGUCCUAUUGGGUCCGGUCAAUAAUCAUGUUACAGGAAAAGGCACAGGACAGGGAGCGGCUGCUUUUGAAAUUCAUCAAGAUCAUGAAGCACUUACGGAAGCUAAAUAACUUCAACUCCUACCUGGCCAUCCUCUCUGCACUGGACUCGGCACCCAUCCGCAGGCUGGAGUGGCAGAAGCAGACCUCGGAGGGCCUGGCUGAGUACUGCACAUUGAUUGACAGCUCGUCCUCCUUCCGAGCCUAUCGGGCCGCCCUCUCAGAGGUGGAGCCUCCAUGCAUCCCAUACCUGGGGCUGAUACUGCAGGACCUCACCUUUGUUCACCUUGGAAACCCAGAUUAUAUUGAUGGGAAAGUGAAUUUUUCCAAACGGUGGCAGCAGUUCAACAUCCUCGACAGCAUGCGGUGUUUUCAGCAGGCGCAUUAUGACAUCCGGAGAAAUGACGACAUCGUAAACUUUUUCAAUGACUUCAGUGACCACCUGGCCGAGGAGGCCCUAUGGGAACUCUCUCUGAAAAUCAAACCCAGGAAUAUAACAAGGAGAAAAACAGACCGGGAAGAGAAAACCUAGGAACAGGUGCCAUGAGCAAGGAGAAUGCUCAAGAGAGGCACAGAGGGCAGCUCCGAGACCAGAAGGGACUUUGGACCUGUUAUGUGGCGGCAGCUCCCCCUCCCCAAGCAGGCUGCGAGUGUCAGGCCUCGGAGCCUCAAGGCCCAGCCAGGCCCCUGGUGUGAUGGGCAGGAGCCUGGAGCCUGCAGUAGCUCCCUGCCCUCCCUUCUCCUGCAGGAGCCCUGUGGCCCACAGUGGAGGCCAUGCAGACAGGUUUUAUUACUGAUUUGUGAACUGGUGGUUUUCUUAUCUGUUUGGUUUUGUUUCUGUUUUCAUUUCUAUCUUUUCCCUCGCCCCCUCCCACCAAAUUCUCCAGCCUGGGAGCAGCACAGAGAUGGCAUCAGCAAAACAAGGAGCAGAGCAAAUCCUCACCCCAGCCCUAAGCCUGAGGGGCCUGAAUUUUCUGAAAUGGCAAAUGAGUGGAGGCUCAAGGAUCCUCUGGGGAAGUCUGCACUCCAGAGGAACUAGAAUGAAAGGACAAUUCAGUGGUGGGCGGAAAGCAGAGAAUGUCGAGAGGGAGGCCUCUUUUAGUUUCCAUUCCCUGCUUUUUAAAAAUGGAGGAUGGCAUGAGCUUUGCGCUUGGCCCAGAAAGGUACGGCAGGUGGCAUCUCAGCAGCCCUGAGCCGGCUCUCCUCAUCACAGUGCUGGCUUUGGGCUCUGUCCUGCUGCAUGCGGGCCCUUGCUGGGCUGAGUGGCAGCGGUGUCUGUCAUCCCGUUGCACCUUGAUCUCCCCUGACCCCCAUUCUGGUGGCUUCUUCCUCCAUCAUCUGACGAUUCUCCGUCAGCCACUUGCAGAAUCACUUGGGGGAGGUGGGAACGGAAGAAGAGAUUGGAGUAAGAGAGGAUUUUACCAUUAGAAGAAACACUUUUUUUAUUGCUUUUUAACUUUUCUGAGCUGGGGACAGUAGCUCUUGGGUGAGUUAAUCCAGAGAGGGAGGAGAGGGGAGGAGCAUUUCUGUCCUGGGGAGCAGGCGCCCUCUUGUGUUGCUUCUGCUGUGUGCUGCGUGCCUUAACCCCAUCCCCGGCUCCCCUGCCCCACAGGUUCCCGCCCCUCUGCCCCUUCCCUGUCUCCGUGAGGAUGGCUGGCUCCUCCCCUGGCUCAGCAGACCUUUCUACCUGUGCUGUCAGCUCUCCCUCAGGCAGACAGAGGCUCUCUCCAUCCACCUUGUUAAAAACCACUCUCAUUGCUGAGACUGACAAUCUGAGGCAAGUUUUACAAGGAGGAUCCCAGAAAAAAAGGCGGGAACCCUGGGCUGGCAACACGGAGAUGCCAGCCAGAGCCUUCCACGCUCCGGCCGGUGCCGUGUGCCAGCCCGAUGGGGGCCUCCAGCCGGCCUGCGGGUUGGAGUCAGGUGGAGCAUGUGUGGAGCCUCCGCCCGCCCUGCCAUGCUUCCCAGGCCCUUUUUUUGCCUGGAGUGUUCACUUCUCCUGGGCGUGGGACUUGGUCAUGCAACUACCCGGGAUCUAACUGUGGUUUAGCCCAGUUUAAACAGAACAAACAAAGUAGAAAGCAACAUCUGUUGCUUGUUUUGACAGGUUUCUGGUUUUGUUUUUUCUUUUUAAGAAACGACCAUGUCACCUUGAGUUCUUUGUGGGUUUUCAAGCAGCUUUUAUCAAGAAGAAAAUUUGGGCUGUUUUUCUUUCUUCUUUUGUUUUUACUGUAUAUAGAAGGGAGGAAAUCUGUGAAAUGUCAGUUGAAUCCCCCUCUGGCAACAGUGCUGCCAGCAGCGGGCCAGAACGUGUCACUUUAUUAUUUAAAGAGUGUGUGUGUAGAGUUGCUGGUAUAUUAACAGUAUCGUGUUGGGGGUUGGGUUUUUAGUUUAUUUCCUUUUUUUUUUUUAAAGUCCCUUCAUUUCAGUCUUUUCUUCUUCCUUCCCAUCUUGCCUUCCAUCUUUGCCCAGCUCCGUUGAAUGCUGCUGUGUGUGCAUUUGCCUGUGUGUGCGUGUGUGCAAGGGGCCACUAUGCACAUGAGGCCCUUGAGUUGUGCAAAUUAAAUUUUUCCCUACAUUUCUGAGAACCCUUAGGAGUCUCCUCUGUGGCACAGGCAAAUACUAAUGCUGUGUUUCAAAUUCAAAACCAGAGCCCUCCCAUGCCUGUUCAGCAGGCAGAUUGAUGUCUGUAGUCGGUGUCUGUUCACAGGCCGCCUUGUUCUUGGUCAUAAGCUGGAGGGAGGUGGGGGAGCCUCUUCACCUUUCCUUAAUGCAGAACAGACCAUAUGUCCACCCGCAGGGUGCCAGGGCACCUCGCCCGCUGGCCCUCCCCUUCCCAGGAGCUUGUCAUGGUGGUCUGAGCAGAAGUGCCCGGGCACCAGGCAGGGCAGUCCCCAAGUGGGGCAGGAGGCCAGCUCCUCUGGUGACUUGCUGCAUGAAGACAGUGAGCAAGGUGCAGUGUACUUUAACUUAAUAGCUGACAAGCUUCUCCACCCUGUGCCUCAUUCAAAGACACCCUCUUGGCUCUAGGAGUUGCCAAAUUCCAUUGCUCAGUGCUGCAGCUUCAGCUAUGAACUGUUUAUUAGGAGCCUGGGGUGAGGGGAUUUGUGGGAGUCAACCUUUACAGACAGAAGCCAUCAAGAUUAUUUGGUUCCCUUCAGAAAAAGUCAGCUCUUACCUGGUAGGUAUGGGUAAAGCCAGGAAAAGUGCAGGCAUAUACCAUGUCUGAACUGAACCCCAAUUCUGGGAAGCGUCUCCGUCUCCAGCUGCCCCACAACCUCUUUAAUGUUACAUUGUAAUAUAGAUUUCCCAACUAACCCAUCCAAUAGUGGCAUCUGCCUGCGGACAUUUCAAAUGUGUAACUUUUAUAUGAAAGAAAAAUAAACACAGAUGAAAGCUUC